Lycium barbarum (goji berry) is the source of this 1839-nucleotide messenger RNA. Its product is annotated as serine carboxypeptidase-like 25. Gene Ontology annotation, cellular component: vacuole. The transcript has 8 exons. Lineage: Eukaryota; Viridiplantae; Streptophyta; Magnoliopsida; Solanales; Solanaceae. The coding region runs from base 133 to 1530 and encodes 465 amino acids. Gene Ontology annotation, molecular function: serine-type carboxypeptidase activity. The record is from RefSeq and is a predicted model, not a curated record. Gene Ontology annotation, biological process: proteolysis.
CAUUAACAUUACACCCCGCCCUUGAUGACCUACAUCAUCCCAUCACUAUUCACACACUACUAGGACGACCAUCCCAUUCUUAUUUUCCUUCUCUUGCUUCUUCUUCUUUCCUUCAGGGCCAAGUACAACAAUAUGGCCAAAGGAAAAUUAGCUUUGCUUUUGUUUUUGGUUGCAAUAACAUGUGUGAGUGCUGCAAAUUUAGACAAGCAUAAGGAAGAAGAAGAAGCUGAUAGAAUAGUAUCUCUGCCAGGACAACCCAAGGUGUCGUUUCAACAGUACUCAGGGUAUGUCACUGUCAAUCAAAUUGCUGGUAGAGCUCUCUUUUACUGGCUUACUGAAGCUGUUGAUGAACCUCUUUCUAAGCCUUUGGUUGUUUGGCUUAAUGGAGGUCCAGGAUGCUCUUCAGUGGCCUAUGGCGCGUCGGAAGAAAUAGGGCCAUUCAGGAUAAACAAGACAUCUUCAGGGCUUUACCUGAACAAGUUCUCAUGGAACAAAAUGGCCAAUUUACUAUUCGUGGAAACUCCAGCAGGAGUUGGUUUUUCCUACAGCAAUAGGUCCUCUGACCUCCUUGACACCGGGGAUUAUCGCACUGCUAAGGACUCACUACAAUUCCUUAUCCACUGGAUGGAUCGCUUCCCACGCUACAGACAUCGUGAAAUUUACAUCACGGGAGAGAGUUAUGCUGGCCAUUACGUUCCUCAGCUAGCCAGAGAAAUUGUCCAUUACAAUGCCAAUUCUAAGAACCCAAUAAACCUCAAAGGAUUCAUGGUGGGAAAUGCAGUGACAGAUAACUACUAUGACAACCUAGGAACAGUGACGUAUUGGUGGAGCCAUGCUAUGAUCUCUGAUAAGACGUACAAGCAAUUAGUGAACACUUGUGAUUUCAGGCGCCAUAAAGAAUCAAACGAGUGCGAAUCAUUGUACUAUUACGCAAUGGAUCAAGAAUUUGGGAACAUCGACCAGUACAACAUUUAUGCUCCUCCUUGUAACAAUUCUGAUGGUAGCACCUCAACUAGGCAGACCAUGAACUUACCGCACCGACCCUACAAGAUGUUCAAGCAGCUAUCAGGAUAUGAUCCUUGCACGGAGAAGUAUGCGGAAAUUUACUAUAAUAGGCCUGAUGUGCAGAAGGCUAUGCACGCGAACACAACAGGAAUUCCUUAUAAAUGGACAGCCUGCAGUGAGACUCUGAAUCGAAACUGGAACGAUACAGACGACUCGAUUCUUCCAAUCUACCGGGAAUUAAUUGCUGCUGGUUUGAGAAUUUGGGUUUUCAGUGGUGAUGUAGACUCAGUGGUACCUGUCACAGCGACAAGGAAUUCACUAGCACAGCUCAAGUUAUCCACCACAAUUCCAUGGUACCCUUGGUAUGUCAAGAAACAGGUGGGAGGCUGGACGGAGGUAUACAAAGGGCUAACAUUUGCAACAGUGAGAGGGGCAGGUCAUGAAGUGCCAUUAUUCAAGCCAAGGGCAGCUUAUCAACUAUUUAGCUCAUUUUUAAGAGGACAGCCACUUCCCAAGUCACGAUAGUGAUGACACUAAAUUCUUGUCUAUGAGUCAAAAAUGUAAUUUUCUCGACUCUUGGCUAAGAAUGCCAAGUUGAAAAAAAAAAGAAUUGUUUUCAACUUUUUAAAAGAGAAUUGAUGGGAAAGAGGUAGAGGCCUAGAGGGCGGGGUUUACAAUUAGGACUUUGGGAUGGAAAAAAAAAAAAAAAAAAAGGGCAUCAAUUUGCUGUAACAAUAUUAGGUCGAUGGGGUCUGAAUUCUACUCCACGGGUUUUAGGAAAACGAAUUUUCUUUGUAUUUCAAUAAAAAGGGGUUGAAUUCUUAUUAGUAUUUA